AUGUUCUCACCCGUCGACCAGAAUGGGAGCUUUUGUUUCGACCGUGUGAUCAAGAGUGGAAAGGUGCAUCGACGGGUCAAGAACAAAGGAGCAUGGAAACCCUCGUGGAAACAAGCAUAUCUGGUCCUGCGCCCAAAUCUCCUCUCUGUGUACCAGAACCCAGACGAGACCGACCUGAAGGCUUCCAUUACCUUGUCCGAAGUCACGGCUGUUGCCCGGGUACGGAAGGCCCGUACUGACCAUGUUUUCGGUGUCUUCUCCCCUUCCAAGAACUACCAUUUCCAAGGAACGUCCGAAGCAGACGCGGAGGAUUGGAUUGCACAUAUACGCGUGGAGUCAAGGAUGGACGAGGAUGACGACGUGGAUCUCAAGGCUCCGCAGUUUUCAAGCAAGCUCCCUGACCUGUCAAAUACAUACGAGUCCACCGACAUAUCGGCUGACGAGAUGCACCGUGCCCCUGGCUCUCCCGAGGGUCGUUCAGCUGUGACGCAGAAUAGAGCACGCACCGGCUCAUUACUGGCAAGCCGACAAAGAGCCCACUCUACUUUGCAAGAAUACUCAGGCAAUGAGCAAUUCACAACAUCCCACUCUGAUUUCUCGGACACUCUUAGCAGUUCGUUGCCGAAGCAUUCAUCUACUUCACUCGCUAAACAGCCUGUCCUCACUCCUAUCGCCUCGUCCGGCCAUCUUACCGAGAAGCUCAACUCAACCGCAGCCACGACACUAUCGCAUCCCGACUUAGCAGGCACAACAGACCCUGAACGCGUCGUUCGCCAGGGGCAUCUGCAAAUCCUCAAGUCGCACAAGACUGGUGUCAAAGGCUGGAAAAGUAUCUGGGUGGUCCUCCGGCCCCGCAGCCUUUCCUUCUACAAGGACGGCGCCGAGUAUGCGGCUGUCAAGAUCCUCCCUAUGCACACUAUCGUCAAUGCCGCCGAGAUUGAUCCAAUCAGCAGAAGCAAGAGGUUUUGUUUUCAGAUCAUCACGGAUGACAAGACGUAUCGAUUUUGUGCGCGAGAUGAGGAGGAGCUGGAUCGAUGGCUCGGCGCGAUCAAGAGUGUGUUAGCUAGGAGGAACGAAGCCGAGAAGGCUGCCGUUGCCAAAGCCCUGGAGAAGGAACUUCAGAAAGAAAAAGGGAAAGCAAAGGAUAAGGGCGUUGUUGAGGCAACAGCCAGCUUGACCCUGAGGCCGACGCCCCAAGCUGGCUGA
Molecule: messenger RNA, 1206 nt
Organism: Cladophialophora yegresii CBS 114405
Lineage: Eukaryota; Fungi; Ascomycota; Eurotiomycetes; Chaetothyriales; Herpotrichiellaceae
Exons: 1
Coding region: 1-1206 (401 amino acids)
Molecular function (GO): GTPase activator activity
Source: RefSeq, a predicted model, not a curated record